Molecule: messenger RNA, 561 nt
Organism: Entamoeba invadens IP1
Lineage: Eukaryota; Evosea; Mastigamoebida; Endamoebidae
Exons: 1
Coding region: 1-561 (186 amino acids)
Source: RefSeq, a predicted model, not a curated record
AUGUCUCAGGUCCACAAGAGAUGUCUUGAACGUCGUAACAUGAUUACAUGUCUAGAGUGUUGUCUUAUUGGCUUACUUUCUCACAAAUGUUCUCUACACAUAUCAAAACCAAAAAAGAAAACGUUCUUCACUCUUCAAUUUAUGAAAGUCACUAAAAUUGUUUUUAAUGAUGUAGAAGAGUGGUGCUUUAAUGUAGAAGCGGUAGUAGAUCAACGUCGCAAAGAAAUGGAGAAUACGUAUCUUAAAAAGGGUGUACCUCAAAGCACAGCAUUCAGAAAAUCAAUGGACAAAAAGAAGAGAGAGUUGAUGCACCUUUUGGAGGACUUUUUAUAUGAAGAGGGGUUUGAUAUCCGUUACAGUUGUGAAAACCGAGAAGGUAUUUUUGGGUUUGUAAGUAUUUCUAAAAAUGGAUAUGUGAUGGACAAAGAGGAUAUAUGUAAAAUGGGAGAAACAAUUUGGAAUUGUAUUAAAGGUAAAAUGAAAAACAAAGGUGUUGUCAUUAAAGUUGGUGAAUUAGAUGAGAUUAUGGAUAUUAAAAUGCGUUGUAUGCUUGAAUUGUAA